GUUGAAAACCUGUUCAUGUUGUUAGGCUUAGCAGUAGUUUUGCUAGGCUCGUCUUAGUCCCGCCAUGUCCGAAGCAACAAAUCGAGCAGGCCUGAGCAAUCAGUUGUCUUCAUGGUCAAACCCGACCGAACAGUUUUCCAUGAAAAUAAUAGCGACAUUUCUCGGACUACGGACAGAUGAGUGGCUCUUUUGGCCCGAUGUCUAACCCGGGCCUGCCCAAGCCACUCGCCGGUUGGGACACGGAUGAUUCGUUUCCUCGAUCUUCUGACCAUACUGCUCGUCUCAUCCCACUUCACCAAGCGCCCGAAAGUCGCGUUCCGGAAAGUGGGAAGCUCGUGUUUUUUGGGUGGCUUUCGCUUUUAACCAGAAAACGAGAAUAGCUGUCAUUUUUGUCGUUGUACCUUUGUAUUUCUUUUCGCAGCAAGUGAGGCAUGUCAAGGAAAGAAGACUAGGUUUAAGACCGUCUGCGUCUCUGUUUCGCCGGGAGCUGGCUUCAAAAUGCCAGCUUGAAGCAAGUUGUCUCCUCGUAUCUGCAGUUUGAAGAGCUCAAGUUUGGUGGUUGAAUCGUCUGAAUGACUCCUCACUGGAUAGGAGAAUCCAUGGGCAUUGAUAUGACUAAGGAGAGCAAUGGAAAUGUACAUGCUUCAGUGACUUGUGAGAACCAGGAAUCUACAGAGAUAGAUAUCACUAAUCACAGUAAUGGAGAUAUGCCUGUUUUCAUGCCUUGUCAGAUGCUGCAGGAAUGCACCGAGAUAGAUAUCACUGAUGAGAGCAAUGGUAACGUCUCUACUGCCGAGGAAAAUUCUUAUCUUCAGCCAGUUUUAUGUGAUGGAUCUGGUGAAGGUCUACCAUAUGCCCCUGAGAAUUUCCCUCUUCCCGGUGAUAAAUGGAGGUGGAGGGUAGGGAAGAGAGUGGCGAUUACUGGAGACUAUAAGGAUAGGUACCUUUACCUUCCUAAGAGACUCUGCUGCCGAGACCAAUCAUUUCGACAUCCCUUUGCAAGUAAGCUUUCAGUAGAGCGGUACAUCCGCACUACAUUCCCCGAUGCAGAUGUCGAUGCAUUCUUCGCCUCGUUUAGCUGGAAAGUCCCCUCAAAGAACCUGCUGUUGCCAAGUGGAGUCGUGGAGAGGCGCCCAUUCUUUACUGCACAUCACGAAGAGAUAGGUGACCAUUCCCAAUCAGAUUCUCCCUCUGGCGCUCUAAGAUGUAAGGCUCGAAAUAAGUUAUGCAGUAGCUCAAUUGAACAACCAGAGGAAGCCGCCAGAACACCUAUCCCUUGUGAUUUUUGCUGCAUUGAACCUGGGUUUUGUCGAGAUUGUUGCUGUAUUCUCUGUUUUAAGGUCAUCACGUCAGUUAAUGGAGGAUAUAAUUACAUCAAAUGUGAAGCAUUGUCCGACGAGGGUCAUAUAUGCGGGCAUCUUUCUCACUUGGACUGUGCUCUCCAAGCUUACAUGGCUGGCACUGUUGGUGGAAGCAUUGGACUGGAUGCGCAGUACUAUUGCCGUCGUUGUGAUGCAAAAACUGAACUGGUUUCUCAUGUUACUAGGUUCUUUGAGGCUUGUAAAUCUAUUGAUUCUCAGGAGGAACACGAGAAGGCAUUGAAACUAGGCAGCUGCCUCUUACAUGGUUCACUGAAUACCGGUGCUAAGAUACUGCUUAACCGUAUUCAAUCUGCUUUGACCAAGCUUAAAUGUGGGACUCGUCCUGAGAAUAUCUGGACAGAUGAAAGCAAAUCAGUUGUCUCCAGCAAUGGAGAUCCUUCUCUAGAAGGUACCCUGUAUCGGGAUGCUCUAGAUUUCAGGACACAUCUAUUGCCGGACAAGUCCAUCUCUUUUGAUUUUCAGAGUCCAUCAGUACAACUUGACGAUGAGAUUGAUCAAAUUCUCUGGUCACUGAGAAAGUCGCAGGAGGUGGAAUACAGAGUAGCAGAGGAACAGCUUAAUGCUCAAAAGAGUUACCUCCACAAUCUGUACCAGCAACUCGAGCAAGAGAGCUCCCAAUUGGCAUGUCAAAAAUUACCUGCCGACUCAGAUGACUUGCUGAACAUUGUGUUGAGUAGAAAUAACCAAAUAAAGCGGGAAGUUGAGAAACUCAAAGAAAUGAAGGAAAUAGCCAAGGGAUUUGGAAUGACGCCGAAGAGUAUCCUCAGAGGGCAUUUCAGUUUAGAUGUGGACACAGACGAAGCACGUGAAUGAUGUGCUUGUGAUUCGAGAUUAAUAGAAUGAUGACAUGCAACGGACUCGAGUUUCAGGCGAAGAAUUACCCUUGCCUGUCUUUUGAACAUAUCGGUUGACCGGGAAGACACUAUACUGAACUGCCAGAGGACGUUAUUUUGGUGAAAAAGAACUAUCAAUGCAGUUUGAGGACAAAUUUCUGGCUCCAGAACCAAGCUCUUCGAAUGAAUCUUCGGUAUCAAUAAUGGGACUUCCACGUAAAAGAAAAAAGGAGCAUGCAGAAAAACUAGUUUUUCGCAUGAGAAGAACAAAUGCAAAUUUGGAUGGUCAGCCCCCAUUUUCUCCGUCUCUCUCUGGGCUUCAUUGUGGAGACAUUCUGUUCAUGUACAUAAUUUUCCAAGGACAAUUAUGUGUACUUGUUUGUCCUCUAA
Syzygium oleosum is the source of this 2605-nucleotide messenger RNA. RefSeq lists its product as uncharacterized. NCBI's taxonomy places the organism in Eukaryota, Viridiplantae, Streptophyta, Magnoliopsida, Myrtales, Myrtaceae. The transcript is spliced from 5 exons. The record is from RefSeq and is a predicted model, not a curated record. The coding region runs from base 573 to 2195 and encodes 540 amino acids.